UACCAGUCUCUACUCAACGCGGCAAUGGAGACGUUUGGGACGCAAAGCUGAACGAUUGAGAUUGGAGGCUUGUGACACAUCAGUUUUGAAGCCACUCAUCCAUCGCUGCUGUCAGAAUGUUUCUGUAUUCACUGACCCUCCAGAGGGCCACGGGAGUCGUGCAAGCUAUCCAUGGCAACUUCGCCGGGACGAAGCAGCAGGAGAUCGUUGUGGCCCGAGGGAAGGCCCUUGAGCUUCUUAAGCUGGAUCCCAACACCGGCAAGCUCCAUGCCGUGCUUACGUACGAGAUCUUUGGGAUCAUCCGUUCGUUGAUGGCCUUCAAGCUUACUGGAGGGAGCAAAGAUUAUAUCGUGGUUGGUACCGAUUCGGGGCGUAUUUGCAUCCUGGAGUACAACCCGGCCAAGAACACUUUUGACAGGGUUCACCAAGAGACGUUUGGGAAGAGCGGUUGCCGCCGCAUCGUACCCGGUCAGCUCAUGGCCGUUGACCCCAAGGGUCGCGCCGUCAUGAUCGCAGCCAUUGAGAAGCAGAAGCUGGUCUACAUCCUCAACCGUGACUCUCAGGCCAGGCUGACCAUCUCGUCCCCGCUGGAGGCACACAAGUCCAGCACCUUCUGUUAUCACAUUGUGGGCGUGGACGUCGGCUUUGAGAAUCCCAUGUUUGCCUGUCUCGAGAUCGAUUAUGAGGAGGGCGAUUCGGAUCCAACCGGUGAAGCAGCGGCAGCUACCCAGCAGAUGCUGACAUACUACGAGCUAGACCUGGGGCUUAACCACGUUGUCAGGAAGUACAGUGAAGCACUCGAGGAACAUGGCAAUUUCCUCAUUGCUGUACCUGGAGGCAGUGAUGGUCCUAGUGGUGUGCUGAUAUGCUCUGAGAAUUAUAUUACCUACAAGAAUCUGGGUGACCAACCGGACAUCAGAAUGCCUAUCCCCAGACGAAGGAAUGAUCUUGACGAUCCAGAGAGGGGGAUGAUCUUCGUAUGCAGUGCAACUCAUAAAACAAAGUCGAUGUUCUUCUUCCUGGCUCAGACGGAGCAGGGAGACAUCUUCAAGAUAACCCUUGAGACAGACGAGGACAUGGUCACCGAAGUCCGUAUGAAGUACUUUGACACGGUCCCCAUCGCCACCAGCAUGAACGUCCUUAAAACUGGCUUCCUGUUUUUGGCUGCUGAAUUCGGGAACCACUACCUCUACCAGAUUGCCCAUCUCGGGGAUGACGACGAUGAACCGGAGUUCAGUAGUGCCAUGCCCCUGGAGGAAGGAGACACUUUCUUCUUUGCUCCUCGCUCCCUCAAGAACCUGGUGGAGAUUGAUCAGAUGGAAAGCUUAUCUCCAAUCAUGAGCUGCCAGAUUGCCGAUUUAGCCAAUGAAGAUACACCACAGCUGUACGUUGCUUCAGGGAGAGGGCCCCGAUCGUCCCUUCGAGUUCUCCGUCAUGGUCUAGAGGUGUCAGAAAUGGCUGUGUCAGAGCUGCCAGGUAAUCCCAACGCUGUCUGGACUGUCAAGAAACUCAGCGACGAUGAGUUUGAUGCGUACAUCAUCGUGUCCUUCGUCAACGCUACGCUGGUCUUGUCCAUCGGAGAGACGGUCGAGGAGGUGACAGACUCCGGGUUCUUGGGUACCACGCCCACUCUGUCCUCGUCGCUGAUUGGGGACGAUUCUCUCCUACAGAUUUAUCCAGAGGGUAUUCGUCACAUCAGAGCUGAUAAACGUGUCAACGAAUGGAAAACACCCGGCAAGAAAAGCAUCGUCAAAUGUGCCGUCAAUCAACGUCAGGUUGUGAUUGCUCUGACAGGAGGAGAGCUGGUGUACUUUGAGAUGGACCCAACAGGACAAUUGAAUGAGUACACCGAGCGGAAGGAGAUGUCAGCCGAUGUCAAAUGCAUGAGUUUAGCCACUGUGCCAUCAGGGGAACAGAGAGCACGAUUCUUGGCUGUUGGUCUCGCUGACGACACGGUCAGAAUCAUAUCACUUGACCAAUCGGAUUGCUUACAGCCAUUGAGUAUGCAAGCAUUACCAGCUCCCUCGGAAUCCCUCUGCAUCGUUGAGAUGGGAGGCACAGAGGCAACAGAGACGGGAGAAAGGGGAAUGGCUGGUGGGCUCUUCUUGAACAUUGGACUUCACAAUGGUGUUUUGUUGAGGAUGGUGCUCGACUCUGUAACUGGUGACCUAUCCGACACAAGAACAAGGUAUCUAGGAUCCAGACCCGUCAAGCUGUUCAGGAUCAAGAUGCAGGGCUCUGAAUCAGUUCUUGCCAUGUCUAGCCGAUCGUGGCUUAGUUAUUGGUACCAGUCGCGUUUCCACCUGACCCCGCUGUCCUACGAGACAUUGGAGUAUGCGUCUGGGUUUGCCUCGGAGCAGUGCCCCGAAGGAAUCGUGGCCAUCUCAACAAACACACUCAGAAUCUUGGCUCUGGAAAAGCUUGGGGCAGUCUUCAACCAGGUAUCAACGCCACUGACCUACACGCCUCGCAGAUUUGCCAUCCAUCCAGAGAGUAAUAAUAUAGUGGUGAUUGAGAGUGAACACAAUGCGUACACAGAAACAACCAAAGCAAUGCGCAAACAACAGAUGGCAGAGGAAAUGGUAGAAGCAGCUGGGGAUGAGGAGAGAGAACUAGCUGCCGAGAUGGCCGAAGCCUUCCUUCAAGAGGACCUUCCAGAGAGUCUGUUUGGCGCCCCCAAGGCAGGCCCGGGCAUGUGGGCGUCGCUGGUCAGAGUACUGAACCCUGUGAAUGGAACCACGCUGGAUUCUGUGGCUUUGGAACAGAACGAGGCUGCGUUCAGUCUUUGCCUGUGUAAGUUUGCAAGUAGAGGAGACGACACUUUUGUCUUAGUGGGUACGGCCAAAGACGUCACCCUGAGCCCAAGGACCUGCUCUGGGGGUUUCAUCCAUGCCUACCAGCUCACAGAGGAUGGCAAGAAACUGGAAUUACUUCACAAAACUCCAGUGGAUGAUGUCCCUUCAGCAAUCUGCACUUUUCAGGGCCGGGUCUUAAUCGGUGUUGGUAGAUUACUCAGAAUCUACGACUUGGGAAAGAAAAAGAUGCUCAGAAAAUGUGAAAACAAGCACAUCCCAAACUUCAUAGUGAAUAUCCAGACCACGGGUCAGCGGAUCAUAGUCAGCGAUGUUCAGGAGAGUCUUCACUUUGUACGGUAUAAACGUCACGAAAAUCAGAUGGUCAUCUUCGCUGAUGAUACGCAUCCUCGCUGGGUCACAGCCAUGGCUUGCAUGGACUACGACACGGUCGCUGUUGCCGAUAAGUUUGGAAAUCUUUCAAUUAUUCGGCUGAUACAAGGCACCAACGAUGACGUUGAUGAAGAUCCGACGGGGGUCAAAGCCCUCUGGGAUCGAGGUCUCCUCAGCGGGGCUUCACAGAAGUCUGAAAUCAUCAUCAAUUUCCACAUCGGAGACACCAUCUUAUCGCUCCAGAAGGCAACGUUGAUCCCCGGUGGCUCAGAGUCACUGGUGUACACCACGCUGUCUGGGGCAGUUGGAAUCCUCGUGCCAUUCACAUCCCAUGAGGACCAUGACUUCUUUCAACAUCUUGAGAUGCACAUGCGCUCAGAGUACCCGCCUCUAUGCGGACGGGACCACAUCUCGUUUAGAUCCUACUUCUUCCCAAUCAAGAAUGUUAUUGACGGUGAUCUGUGUGAGCAGUUCAAUUCAAUGGAUACAAGUAAGCAGCGAAGCGUGGCUGAUGAGCUAGACAGGAACCCAAGCGAGGUAUCGAAGAAACUUGAAGAUAUCAGGACCAGAUUUGCCUUCUAGACAUUUCCACUUUCCUCUGCUGACAAUCAAAUCAAGCACCGACCUGAGACUGGUCCCAAACCCCUUAUUACUGUAGAACCGCUGUUGCAUCUUCCAGAGAACCAUCAGCACUCUCCCUGGUUUGCAGAUACAAUGUUUUUAAACAACUGAGCACCAAUAGCACAUGGUCAAACUGGGCAGUUCUGCGUUAUAAAUGGUCUUUAGUUUUUAUAAAAUAGGGAGACCACCAACAAAGGGCUGGAUGGCUCAGUUGAUGGAGCACUGGUACGCAAAUCCGAAGGUCAAUGGUUCAAGUCCCGCUUCGGUCAAUUCUUCUUUGUUGAAACCCAAAUUAAAAUAUGGACGAGUGAACAAAUUGGUGGUCUAUUGAAAUUGUAAAGGUCAAACCCUGAUCUUGAGAAAGUAUGCUACAGAUCUCUUUAUUCAAGUGUAGAAUGAAAAACAUUAUUCUUCACAAAUGGAUCUAGUAAGUUCAGCAGCCCGAACUGCUGUUCCACCAAGGCUGGUUCAUACUCGCUGCGACUGCGUGCAUGCACCAGACAAUUCGAAAUUUGAUUUAGCGUUCAUACUUAAUCAAAAUAAAAAAUAAAUACGCAUUAAGUUUGCAUCCGCACGCGGAAACGAAUGAUGUUAUUCACGAACAUUAUUCACUCAAAUUGCGCUUACACAUCCGACAAAAUGUUAAAAUAUUUCAAUUCGUUCGACUACGCAUCGGAUUAGUGUGUACGACCUUAUUUUCAUUUUGAAAAGUUCAUAUGCAUUUGCGAAAUACGAUUACGCACUGCGCUUCCUUUUACGCACUGCAGACUUUCAAAAACGGGUCCGCGCGCUGCAUAUGCAGUGAGUACGCAGCGAGUAUGAACCGGCCUUCUAAAGUGUAGGGCCAGUCUGCCAUGCUUGUCCUAAAACCAUGCAGCAGUAAAUUCACCAAGUGGUUAUUUUGAACAGCAGUUUCUGCCUUAAUUUGUCCUCCUCUUGCGCGGCAAGGAUCAAACUAUGCACAAUGUCUGUGAUAAAAUUCCAAAUCUCCCACAACGAUUGCACCUUAUAAAAAAGUUCACUUAAAGAUGCAAAUCUUUGGUCACUUGUAUUGCUUUCCAUUAACAAAUAUAUCCCAUGUUAGAUAGUGGAUGUGAAGGUGAUUGUAAACCAAAUGGUUGUUCACGAGGAGAGAUUCAAUUCCUGAAUCAUGUAUAGCUUUUUUUAAAGUGGCCAGCAACUGGCCUCAUGCCUUGUAUUAAAAAUACUUCAUUGUACAUAGGUCCCCUUUUUUGUUUUUCCUUAACUCUUUUUUUGUUCAUCACUUGUAAAUAAUUGUUCAAUAGUUCCUUGGUUUGGAUUCCUUGUGGAAUGUGAUUGUAUUAUUGUGGGAUUUAGGCGGUUGUUUUGUGUUUCUGGAAAGUUUUCUUUGACUUUUUAUGCACUCUGAAGUAUUUUGCUGCUUCUAGGGGAAAAAAAUAGAGCAAAAUCAGAACUCAAAUUCCUUAAUUUGUUUCUCACAAAUCCUGGUGAUUCAAUAAGUACAUGUCUGGAAUUGGAUAUAAUUGGAACGUGAUAAUAACUAUGAACCUUAACUCUUUAUUUCACCUUAAAGCCAUCAUUAUACACUUUCGGUACAGACAAAAAAUGAAAAGUUCACAGAUUUACAAAUAAUUCACAGGGUUUACAGAA
Messenger RNA from Asterias rubens (European starfish), 5438 nucleotides. Its product is annotated as splicing factor 3B subunit 3-like. Gene Ontology annotation, cellular component: U2 snRNP; nucleus. Gene Ontology annotation, biological process: mRNA splicing, via spliceosome. Bases 117 to 3767 code for a protein of 1216 amino acids. Gene Ontology annotation, molecular function: protein binding; U2 snRNA binding. The record is from RefSeq and is a predicted model, not a curated record. Lineage: Eukaryota; Metazoa; Echinodermata; Asteroidea; Forcipulatida; Asteriidae. The transcript has 27 exons.